AUGAGCGAGCCCCGCCUCUUCCGAGGAGGACCAGAUAGCCCCGGAGACGAUAUUCAGGAGGCAAACAUAAAAUACCUGUCAGGAUGGGACCAGUGGAAACAGGCAAAUAGGAAAUCGUGGAGAAAAUGUGUGGAAGACACCAAAGAAUUGUUGUCUUACCUCGAACUCUGGAGACACGACAUUCGCAGCAUUGAGGGGAAAUUCGGCACUGGAAUCCAGUCUUAUUUCUCUUUUCUGCGGUUCCUGGUGCUGCUCAACUUUGUCAUCUUCCUCCUGAUGUUCAGCUUUGUCACGAUUCCCAGCACUGUUUCUAAACAUGGUGUCUUCAACGGUAGCUACGUUAAGCCUUCUCUGAAGAGCACAGAGCCAGAAUGCACAGUUUAUAUAGUUAGUGGAACCAAAGGAUUGAUUUAUUUCUACACUUAUAUUAUAGAUCUUCUUUCUGGCACAGGUUUCCUCGAAAUGACGAGUCUCUUCUAUGGCUAUUACACAGUAGAUACUGUAUAUUUUGGCAUUGUAAGGUACAGCGUGCCGCUUGCGUAUUUGCUGACCACGCUGGCUUACCUUUCACUGAGCCUUCUCUGGAUUGUUAAAAGAUCUGUCGAAGGCUUUAAGCAAAGCCUGGUCCGUAAUGAAGAUCAAUUUCAGAGCUAUUGCAACAAAAUAUUUGCUGGCUGGGACUUCUGUAUCACAGAUGUAAAUGCUGCACAGCUGAAGCACAGCAGCUUGCACUAUGAACUUAAAACGGACUUGGAGGAAGAAAGGCUAAGGCAGAGAGCGGCGGAGAGAACCACCCAAGAGAAAAUCCGUAUCUAUUGUCUGAGGAUAUUCUUAAAUCUCGUCGUUCUUACUGUGUUGUCAGCCUGCUUUUAUUCUAUCUAUCGAGCGACUGUCUACUCACAAGAAAAUAUUUCCUAUGACAAGAAAGUCAAAUUGGAGGACAAUCUGUGGGUACAGUACUUGCCUUCCGUAGUAAUCACAAUGACCAACUUCAUUGCCCCGGUGAUCUUUUCCCUUCUCAUCAAGCUUGAAGACUAUUCUCCAGCAUUUGAAAUCCGGCUAACACUCAUGAGGUGUGUCUUUGUGCGGCUGGCCAACAUCGGUGUUCUCUUGUUCUCACUGUGGAUUCGGAUCACUUCCUGUGCUGACCAAAAGUGCGAAACCUGUGGCUACAACUACAAGCUCUACCCCUGCUGGGAGUCUCAGGUUGGGCAGGAGAUGUAUAAACUGAUGAUCUUUGACUUCAUAAUCAUUUUUGCAGUUACAGUCUUUGUGGACUUCCCUCGAAAGCUGAUGGUUACCCACUGCUCUCUGAAGGCCUGCCGGUGGUGCGGGCUGCAGGAGUUUGACAUCCCUGACAACGUCUUGGAAAUUGUUUACGGGCAGACCAUCUGCUGGAUCGGAGCCUUUUAUUGUCCGCUGCUCCCUGCCAUUGCAACGAUAAAAUAUUUCAUCAUCUUUUAUGUCAAAAAGAUAAGUCUGAUGCAUACAUGCAAGCCUUCCGCACGGCCUUUCAGAGCGUCGAGCUCCAACUUUUUCUUCCUGGUGGUGCUCUUGAUCGGCUUAGUCUUGGCUUUUAUUCCCUUGGGACUCAGCAUGACACACAUUCGCUCUUCAAAAGCCUGUGGGCCUUUUGUGUAUUUUACUCAUUCGUGGGACGUCAUCGCAUACACCAUCAACAGGUUCCCGGAUGUUUUGAAGAAGGUUCUGAACAGCAUGGCCUCAGAAGCAUUUGCAGUCCCUUUCUUCAUGGUCCUCUGCCUCAUUAUGUUCUAUUUCAUUGCCUUGGCUGGAGCUCACAAGCGAGUUGUUAAUCAGCUCAGGGAACAAUUAGUUAUGGAGAGCCGGGACAAACUCUUCCUCAUCAGGAAGCUGACUGAAGCCCAGAGGCUUAGCUAAGAGGCCCGCGGAUGCCUGUGAUGCCAAGUUACACGCGGAAGGACUCACGUAGCAAAACCACAACAGCGAGGGAUCUGUGGUGCCGUGACCCAGUAAUUUGGGACCUUGUCGUUGCAGACUGGGGACACACAGGCCGAACUUGUGGCAGGCAUGAGUCUUUUCCAACUUCAGCAUGUGUUCCUCUGAAAGUGUGUGUGGGGGGGUGCUUCCCACGGUUUACAUCGCCCUCAUGUUCUCAACUGGAUUGAGUUGUUGGUCGACUCAGGAAAGGAUUUGUUACAUCAGGCUUUCAGGCAUACAUGCCCUUGUUUUCUUUCUUGCGGGAUUUCCCUGUCUUCCGUUUGUACAAAAUGCAGCGCCUCUAAACCUGCAUAAACUCUCUCCUGUCGUAGGGCUGUUUAUGCUGUUGCUCCUUAACUUUCACGGGUUACAUUUAAGCCUCCGUUUUCCAGGGGCUUUUAUGAAAGGCAUGCUUCUUGAAGGGAAUUUUGCUUGCAAACGGCCUUAAGGAGCUUGGACGCUUCCCUUCCCCGCUGUGGCUGCAGCCUGGAUCCAGACUGACUCGGAGGCCACCGGACAGGCCACGAAACAGUUUGUGGUGUGCAGCCACUUCGUGGACAGCCAGCUGGGCCUGCCGGCGGGUGCAGCUUUUCCAGCUCCUGUGCCUUGCUGCUGAAGAGGCUUUGAGCACUCACAGGAAGGAACUGUGUUGUCCCUGUCUCCCAACAGUGCCUUGCAGAGUAAGCCAAAGGAGGUGUUGGGCAGCUGCCUCCCCCUCCCCAGUCCUCCUUGAGCUUUGCCAGCUGUAGACGGUACGUUUGCCCUCUGAAAAGAUGAUUGACUGGUCUACAUUUCCUUGGACUUGGGUAGCUUAAACUCGCCUAUAAUAGCUUACGUUCCCCCCCCAAAAAAAUAUACAUAAACUGAGAUUUAUUCAUAUUGCUGCCUUGGGAGAGCUGUGACAAACUCUCCCUCAUCGGAAGGCUGCCUGAAGCAGCACCGCUGAGAAGCUUUGUCGUCCAUGGAGGUCCAGGCAUAGCCCUCUGGCCUUGUAUCUGAGCCACUUCUAAGUAUGUCUUUCACUGGAUAUCUGCUUAAGCCAUACGAAAGAGGAAACCACUGCAGGCGGUCUGCUUCAGCCUCAAAGUAUGCAGAAGCUUACGUCACUGGAUUUGAAACAAAUUAUUUCGAGACAGGGAAAAGAAGUUGGAAUUGUCAGGGCCGGCUUUCCUGAACACUUUCAGUCCAUACAGACCUUCUAAAGUCCAAGUGUUACCUGUGUGUCUUCUUAUAUUGUUUGCCAUCCUCUGGAAAACUGGCUUGGCAAAAACCAGAGGCUCAAGCGAAUUGAGGGUCAAGUUCUCAGGGCUGGAUCCUGGGCUAGCGUUCGUUUUUGUGAAGUCAACGGAGUUCGUUUGGGGCCCUUCUCAGGAAGCCUCGUUGCCUUGGUCCACUUCCACUCAGUGGUGCCCUUCAUGCUUGAGGGCCUGCUUGGAACUGUUACUCUUAAAAUGCUAACUUUAGGCUAAUUUGCAUAGACUUUUUUCCAAGCACUACACCUAUUUUGCAUAACUGGAACUGUAGAGAAUAACUUGAAA
Messenger RNA from Gekko japonicus, 3497 nucleotides. It is a transcript of the gene TMC7, whose product is annotated as transmembrane channel like 7. Gene Ontology annotation, molecular function: mechanosensitive monoatomic ion channel activity. The record is from RefSeq and is a predicted model, not a curated record. The coding region runs from base 1 to 1899 and encodes 632 amino acids. The transcript is spliced from 15 exons. NCBI's taxonomy places the organism in Eukaryota, Metazoa, Chordata, Lepidosauria, Squamata, Gekkonidae. Gene Ontology annotation, cellular component: plasma membrane.